Messenger RNA from Emiliania huxleyi CCMP1516, 498 nucleotides. RefSeq lists its product as hypothetical. Lineage: Eukaryota; Haptophyta; Isochrysidales; Noelaerhabdaceae. Gene Ontology annotation, cellular component: Set1C/COMPASS complex. The annotation marks the transcript as partial. The transcript is spliced from 3 exons. The record is from RefSeq and is a predicted model, not a curated record. Gene Ontology annotation, molecular function: protein binding; histone H3K4 methyltransferase activity.
CGCUCCCGCUUCAAGGUCAAGGGUUCCAACAUCCACGGCUGGGGGCUGUUUGUCAAGACCCCGAUCCCGAAGGGCGAGAUGCUGAUUGAGUACCAGGGGCCCCGCCCCCUACCCUCCUCCCGCCAGGGGUGGGUCAUCCGCAAGUCGAUCGCCGACCGGCUGAUGGAGCGCUACACGCGCGCGGGCGUGCCUGGCGCCACGGACGGCUCGUACGUCUUCAAGCUGGACGACACGACGCAGGUCGACGCGACGAUGGCGGGCAACAUGGCGCGCUUCAUGAACCACUCCUGCUCGCCGAACGCCUACUCCAAGGCUCGCUGCGACCUCUCUCCACACCCGCCGCCCUCCCAUCGCGGCCCCCUUCACUUCAAUUCCGCCGCCGCCCCUCCCUCCCCAAAGGUGGGCGAGGAGCUCCAGUACGACUACCAAUUCGCGCUCGGCGGCGAGAAGAUUGCUUGCCACUGCGGCGCCCCGAACUGCUGGGGCCGCAUGAACUGA